Messenger RNA from Cladophialophora carrionii CBS 160.54, 1296 nucleotides. RefSeq lists its product as uncharacterized. The record is from RefSeq and is a predicted model, not a curated record. Bases 1 to 1296 code for a protein of 431 amino acids. Gene Ontology annotation, biological process: regulation of exit from mitosis; maintenance of rDNA. The transcript is spliced from 2 exons. Lineage: Eukaryota; Fungi; Ascomycota; Eurotiomycetes; Chaetothyriales; Herpotrichiellaceae.
AUGCCCAAAUUUGUGAGGCGGCAGUCUCUUGCAGAUCGGCUCAAAAGCCACCUUAACCCUUACGACUUUCUCCUAUGGCUCUCGGAAGAACUGGAAGCCAAUGGCUGGGAUCAGCUGGAGAAGGAAUGGGCCACUCCCAUCGGCCUGACCCUGAAUCUUGUCUUCAUCAUUGCCAGGGCAAACACGAAGCAAAAAUCUACUGGUUAUGACGACGUGUUUGGUGAGAUUCCUGGGGUCGCAUGGACGACCUGGCUGGCCACCUUCAUUGUUCACUUCCUGACCCUGGUCUGCAUGGUCAACGCGGUGUACACCUUCUGGCGGAAGAAGCAUUACCGUCUCUUCGAAAAUUCAGUGGACGAUGUUCCCAGUACUCCAUCUGCCAGACGCGUCCGAGUCGACUCCUCCCCUGUCUCGUCCUCACCUUUACAAUACCUAUCGAGUAUCAUUGGCACAGAAUCGGCGCAGUCAAGAGCACACCCAAACCCAACAAGAGAUGUAUGGGAGGUCGCAGUAUGGGAUCCGCUUCCUAUUGCUCUCCGCUUAUUUUGCUAUUUCAGUCCUGGACAUGUCCUGGUAUAUUGGCUCUUCUUGCCUACGUUACCGUCUGAUCCACGACCCAGCGUUACAAUUGCAACAGCCAUGUUUGUAGCGGCCCUGCUCUCCGUCCAGCUCACAUGGCUUCAAUCGAGUUAUUCCACCCAGGUCAAAGAUUCCGCCUUCAUUUCGAAAGAAGUCCUCCACGAGUAUGAUACCAAAUACGUGAGACCACGGACGCAGCCUUUGUACCGAGAUGUGGGUACCCAGUUCAGCGAGCAGGCGGCCUACAGUGCCGCACGAGAGGAACGAUAUAAUAAAGUCGACACUUACACCCCAAUGGUGGUAAUCAACCGGGGUUUCAAUCCCAAACCCAAUCCAAACUACGUCCAGUACACAAACCCAGAUGGCGCUGCCUCUAGCUCGAAUUUGCGACAUCGAAUAUCGACCCCGGACUUCCGCUCACCCGUCCACAGUGCACAGCCUGGGUCAGUCAUAAGACCUCUGUCUAGCAUUCGUCAGCCGAACUUUCGACCGACAACUGCAGGCGGUGAAGGUGGAAGCCUCGGCGUCUACAGUCACGCUGGGUCUCCUCUUCGGAAGAGCGCAUCGACCAACUUUUCUCGCGAUAAUAGGCCAGUGAGUCCAGAGAAGCGAGCAUCAAGUCCAGACAAGCGAAUGAGCGUGCCCUCCGGGGCUACGACUCAGAGAUGGGGCCACCUGCAGUCAGAUAAGAACCGCAGAGAAAGUGGUCGAUUCUAG